Molecule: messenger RNA, 2676 nt
Organism: Mustela erminea (ermine)
Lineage: Eukaryota; Metazoa; Chordata; Mammalia; Carnivora; Mustelidae
Gene: REXO5
Product: RNA exonuclease 5
Exons: 20
Coding region: 143-2470 (775 amino acids)
Cellular component (GO): nucleus
Molecular function (GO): RNA binding; exonuclease activity
Source: RefSeq, a predicted model, not a curated record
UCUCGGGGUUCGGGGGCGCGGGGAGUGUUUUUUUGCAGGGAAGUCGUCUUGGCAGCAACUUUUUCCCUCUUUUUCAACGGGCGGAGGCGCGUUUGCGCCGUUGGGGAACCGUUUCGAAUCCGGCCUCCAGCGCGGACGCCGCAUGGAUCCUGAGAGGGAGAGGAGCGGGGGGCACCCCAAGAAGGGCAGGAAGAGGAGGAGGGCCCCGAACAUGCUGGUCGGGGCGGCUGAGGCGAUGAGAGCCCGUCGGGAUCUGGAGGAGAGGCAGCCCGAGGCCAAGAAAGCCCGCUUAUCUACCAUUUUAUUUGCUGAAAACUGUGAAGUAACCCAUGACCAGUUAUGUGAAUUGCUGAAGUAUGCAGUUCUGGGCAAAUCCAGUGUUCCUAAACCCAGCUGGUGCCAGCUUUUUCACCAAAACCACCUGAACAACGUGGUGGUUUUUGUACUGCAGGGAAUGAGCCAGCUACACUUUUACAGGUUCUACUUGGAGUUUGGAUUUCUCCGAAAGGCAUUCAGACAUAAAUUCCGCUUGCCACCACCAUCAUCUAAUUUUCUAGCUGAUAUCAUUGGACUGCAAAAGAAGCAAACAACAGGAGAUCUAUCCAAGAUGGUGGGAGGGUCUUUACCUUCUGCGAGUUCAAAAGUCAGCGUCAACCUGCAGAAUGACCCUGUUAUUCAAAAGUAUGGCUCUAAGAAAGUGGGCUUAACCAGGUGCCUUCUCACAAAGGAGGAAAUGAAAACAUUUCACUUUCCAUUACAAGGUUUUCCUGACUGUGAAAACUUUGUACCUACCAAAUGUAAUGGUUCUGUGACAGACAGCAGUCCUCUCUUUGGACUUGACUGUGAAAUGUGCCUCACAUCCAAGGGGAGAGAGCUAACCCGCAUCUCACUGGUUGCUGAAGGAGGCUGCUGUGUAAUGGAUGAACUUGUUAAACCUGACAACAAGAUUCUGGACUACCUCACCAGCUUUUCGGGAAUCACAAAGAAGAUUCUUAAUCCAGUGACCACCAAACUCAAAGAUGUACAGAGACAUUUAAAAGCACUGCUUCCUCCUGAUGCUGUGUUAGUGGGCCAUUCCUUAGACUUGGAUCUCAGAGCACUGAAAAUGAUACAUCCAUAUGUUAUUGAUACAUCAUUGCUUUAUGUCAGAGAGCAGGGCAGAAGAUUUAAGCUAAAGUUCUUAGCCAAAGCUGUUUUGGGGAAGGAUAUACAGUGUCCAGAUAGGCUUGGUCAUGAUGCCACAGAAGAUGCUAGAACAACCCUUGAAUUGGCCCGGUAUUUCCUUAAGUAUGGCCCAAGGAAGAUUGCAGAACUAAAUCUGGAAGCACUAGCUAGUCACCAAGAAUUGCUAGCAACAGGCCAAGAGCUGAGAAAUACAGCAGAAAUAGUUUAUCAGCCAAAUACAAGUGUUUUGGAAUGCUUGGACUUAAUGGGUCAGAAGCUCCUUUUCUUGACCCGGGAAGCAGAAACUAGUGAACUUUGUUCUGCCAGAAACUGUCAGACUAUUAAGUGCCUUUCAAAUAAAGAGGUUCUUGAGCAGGCCCGAGUGGAAAUUCCCCUAUUUCCCUUCAGCAUCGUCCAGUUCUCUUUUGAACCCUUUUCACCCAACCUCACUGAGGAAAUGAACAAGAGGAUGAGGAUCAAGUGGACAGAGAUGUCGACUGUUUAUGCUGGGCCAUUUAGCAAAAAUUGCAACCUCAGGGCUCUGAAAAGGCUGUUUAAGAGCUUUGGCCCAGUCCGGUCCAUGACUCUUGUUCUUGAAACCCAUCAGCCACAUCUCUGUAUACAAUAUGAAGUCCUGGAAGCUGCCCAGCUGGCCAUAGAAUCCUUGGAUGGCAUUCUGGUAGAAGGUGCCUGCAUCAAGGUGCAGAGGCCUGUGACAGAGCUCACCCUUGAUUCUAACACUCUUGUGAAUGAGCUAGAACAAGAUUCUGAGAACCGAGGUACAAUAUACCUGUCUGGAGUGAGCGAAACCUUCAAAGAACACUUACUUCAACAGUCCAACCUCUUCCUUGGCUUGGAAGCGGUCAUCCUGCCUAAAGAUCUUAAAAGUGGAAAGCAAAAAAGAUACUGUUUCCUGAAAUUCAAAACUUUUGGCAGUGCCCAGAGGGCCCUCGACAUUCUCAAAGGCAAGGACUGGAAGCUGAAAGGCCGGCAUGCCCUAACCCCCAGGCAUCUCCAUGCUUGGCUCAGGGGCUUGCCUCCUGAAUCAAGAAGGCCCCCAGGGGUUCGUGUCAUACCUCCCCCCUCUGAGCAGCAGGCCUUACAGGCUCUGAAGAUGGACCACCCAAAGAUAGCAGCCUGGCGCUGGGGCCGGAAGAUAGGAAAGCUCUACCACAGCCUGGGCCCAGGCACACUCUGCCUCAUCUUGCUGCCAGGAACCAAGAGCACUCAUGGAUCAUUCUCUGGCCUAGGACUGAUGGGAAUAAAAGAUGAAGAAGAAAGCACCAUGCCAAACAUGUGUUCAUGAGUCUGCCCAUCAUUUUCCAUGUGCCAUCAGCCCUCACGGGCAGUGGCAGAGAAUGUGGUCAGGCUGCAGCCUCUCUAUCCAGCACACAGCUUUUGUGGAAAUGGUGUACCACUUAAGAAGUUCAGUCCAUUUAUAUGGCAUGUAUAAAUUUUCAAUAAAUGCCUAAAAUUUGAGCAUUCACAUCUUAAGACAGGGUGAGAAGGAAA